AUGCCGAAACGGUCGACUGGAUGCUUCGAGUGCAGAAAAAGAAAGGUGCGCUGCGAUGAGGCCAAGCCAGAAUGUAAUACUUGCCUCAAGCGCGGCACAAAGUGCCCUGGCUAUCGGCCGACGCAGGCCUUCAUACUUCACGAGUUCGACGCCAAAGGAGACAAGCCCGCUCUGAUCAAAGAGGAUGAGAACCGCUACAGAUUCGCCAACUCACAGCAGCCCGUCCAGCCACAGAGCCAGGCCAUAGACCGCAGAGACAGCACGAUCCAUGGACCUGGAGAGAUACACAUUCCCAAGCAGGUCAGCUCGGUUGCUGCAGAUCGCAUCCAGCACGUUGGCACCUUCAUAUCGCUGUAUCUCCCCAAAACCGAGGGUCCCGCAUUGCCCCCUCCAUCGGCACUAAUGCUCGGUUUGCCCAGCAUGCCUGCGAACAGCGAAGUCCUCAUGGCAGCCAUCGACGCGCUCUCUGCAGCUCAGCUGGCUGUGAACAACAGGGACCAUCCGCUUAUCCAUCGUUCCAGGUCGCUCUAUGGCACAGCACUCACCCAGAUGAUGCGAGCGAUCCAAAACACAAAGGUAGCACUCAAGGACGAGACCCUCUUGUCUACAUAUUUGCUCUCGCUGUUUGAGGUGUUUGUUGGAGUGACGUCGGGUCAAGGCUUCUUUUGCCAUGUACAGGGGCUUCUGCAUCUACUGAAGCAGCGCGGCCCGGAAUCGUUCCAGAGUAGAUUGAGCAUGCAGAUCUUCCAUGCCAUCCGGUACAACUCAUUGAGCAUUGGUUACCUGAUGCGGAAGGCGUCGAUGCUAGACACCCCCGAAUGGCUAGCAGUAACCGCCCGAGCGGCCAGAAUCGAUCCUUAUGUGGCACUCCUCGAUAUUGUCAUGGGCAUACCGCAGCUUUUAGAACGCACCGAUGAUCUAGCCAAACCAGGCAGCCCCCCAGAAGAAAUCGACAAGCUACUCAAUGACUGCGACCAAACUGCCGGACGUGCAUUUGAUUGGCUUAACAACUUUGAAAGACACGGCCCACGCUACAACAAAGUCGAUGUCGCCUCCAUAGACGGCUUCAUGGACAUCUGCGCCGAUCGCGUCUUCGACCCUGUGUUCCAAUUCCACUACUUCGCCGCCGGCAUCUGCUACCUCAUCUACUGGAUGAGCAUGCUCAUCAUGCAGGGCAACACCUUCAAGCUCCUCCGUCAACACCGCCAGCUCGACCCCAAGCAGCUGAUGGCGUGGGGUCGACAACUGGAAAACUUUGCAGACUCCAUUUGCAGAAGCGUGCCGUAUCACUGCCGCCCUCUGACAGGGUACUCGGGGAGAUUCGGCUCGCUGACGCCCCUCAUGGUCGCGCGAAAAUACUACGAGAUGAGAGGUGCGACGGCGCAGGCAACGUGGUGCUUGAACGUGUAUAUGGGCGCGAGGGUACCUGAACUUUACGACGCCCCACCGCCGGUGAAUCCCCUGGCAGAGAUGGGUGUUCAGGUUAAGAACAAUCCGCGGUUCAUAUGA
Exserohilum turcica Et28A is the source of this 1509-nucleotide messenger RNA. RefSeq lists its product as uncharacterized. Gene Ontology annotation, molecular function: zinc ion binding; DNA-binding transcription factor activity, RNA polymerase II-specific. Lineage: Eukaryota; Fungi; Ascomycota; Dothideomycetes; Pleosporales; Pleosporaceae. The transcript has 3 exons. The record is from RefSeq and is a predicted model, not a curated record. Gene Ontology annotation, biological process: regulation of DNA-templated transcription. Bases 1 to 1509 code for a protein of 502 amino acids.